This is a messenger RNA of Dentiscutata erythropus, 399 nucleotides long. The record is from the annotation of a GenBank genome assembly. NCBI's taxonomy places the organism in Eukaryota, Fungi, Glomeromycota, Glomeromycetes, Diversisporales, Gigasporaceae.
AUGCCAAAAAUUGUUUCAAGUUCUAUAGUCUCGUCCUCUGAACAGACAAAUACACGCCCAGAACAGCAUCUUCAUGUUUACUACUGUCUAUGCAGUGAAUUUAUUUUGGUUAUAGAUGCUCGACUAGAUAAAUUACCCCGUCGUAUCACAGAUAGAGCUCAUAUUAUUGCAAAUGGAAAGCGGGUGUAUAAAUUGAAUGCAGUUGAAUCGGAAACACCAGUUAUUCUGAAAAGGGAUGAUGGAUAUGAAAAACAAUAUCGACUAUAUUGCCCACGUUGUAAUCUUUUUAUUGCCUAUGAGACUACGGACAGACGAAAAUCGGGUCCUUACACUUAUAUCGUAGAAAGUAGUUUAACAGAAAAUCAAGGUGUUGUACCGCAGGAUGCGAUUAAUGAUUAA